Messenger RNA from Camelina sativa (false flax), 334 nucleotides. The record is from RefSeq and is a predicted model, not a curated record. Lineage: Eukaryota; Viridiplantae; Streptophyta; Magnoliopsida; Brassicales; Brassicaceae.
AUGACGACCAGAUUCAAGAAGAACAGGAAGAAGAGAGGUCACGUCAGUGCCGGACAUGGACGUAUCGGAAAGCACCGUAAGCAUCCCGGAGGUCGUGGUAACGCUGGAGGUAUGCAUCACCACAGGAUCCUCUUCGACAAGUACCAUCCAGGUUACUUCGGUAAAGUUGGUAUGAGGUACUUCCACAAGCUGAGGAACAAGUUCUUCUGCCCAAUCGUUAACCUCGACAAGCUCUGGUCACUCGUACCUGAAGACGUGAAGGCGAAAUCAACCAAGGACAACGUUCCUUUGAUCGAUGUGACGCAGCAUGGUUUCUUCAAGGUUUUGGGGAAAG